Neoarthrinium moseri is the source of this 2265-nucleotide messenger RNA. RefSeq lists its product as uncharacterized. Gene Ontology annotation, biological process: nucleoside triphosphate metabolic process. The transcript has 3 exons. NCBI's taxonomy places the organism in Eukaryota, Fungi, Ascomycota, Sordariomycetes, Amphisphaeriales, Apiosporaceae. Bases 1 to 2265 code for a protein of 754 amino acids. The record is from RefSeq and is a predicted model, not a curated record. Gene Ontology annotation, molecular function: ribonucleoside triphosphate phosphatase activity; nucleoside triphosphate diphosphatase activity.
AUGCCUCUGCAGCCAAAGUCCCUGGACACCCGGGUGGACAGGGACAGCUCGUUGCUGUCCCCCAUCGCCUACGACGACGAUGCCAUCUCGCUACACAGCAGGAGCGACCAGGACACCGACAGCGAAGAUGACGAGCUCAUGGCCCGCGCCCGCAACAGCCGCGAGCUCCGCGCACGGGACCGCCUGGUGCUGAUGGAGGAGGAGGAGAUGCACCGCUUGGUAGCCGACACCCGCGCCAAACAGGAGCGCCAGCGCAGGGGCAGCGGCCUUGCCAUCCCGAACCCUCUGCAGAUGUUCAAGGCUGGCGGUCGGACUCGCUCCCAGAGCCCCAUGAGCGCCACCAAUGCCUCCACAGACGACUUCCAUGACGAGAAGAGGCGCGCGAGGCGCGCCCGGAGGAAGCAGAAGAAAGACCGCCUCCUCAAGGAGGCACAACACGGCGAGGAUGGCCAGCUCAUGUACGAGAUGGAGUCCGGGGGCAUGCGCGACGGCAGUUCGACCGGCGACAGCAGCGAUAGGGAAGACAGCGACGAGCUUGACCGCCAGCGCCUCCAGAUGCACUCCGACAACAAGACCGAGAAGAGGAGGAAAUGGAAGAAGUGGCUGUUCAUCAAUGCCGUCCUGACUGUCGGCUUCUCCUUCCUAGCUCUGCUUGCCUGGAAGAUAUCGCUGGACAAGAAACGAUCAACCCCGACGCUGGUGAGCAAUGGCACUGCGCUCUUUGCCCCCACGACUCUCAUUAUCAGCUUGGACGGUUUCCGGGCCGAUUUCUUACAACGGGGCCUGACACCGAGGCUAGACGCCUUCGUCAAGGAGGGCGUCAGCCCAUUGUACAUGAAUCCCUCGUUCCCGUCUGUGACUUUCCCAAAUCACUAUACUCUCGCGACAGGACUGUAUCCCGAAAGUCAUGGUGUGGUCGGCAAUACUUUCUGGGAUCCUGAGCUCUCAGCCGAGUUCUACUAUACUGAUCCAUCAAGAAGCAUGGACCCGAAAUGGUGGGGCGGCGAGCCCUUCUGGGUCACUGCUGAGGAGCAAGGUGUCCGUACAGCGGUGCACAUGUGGCCUGGCAGUGAAGCCCAUAUCAUGAGUCUCGAACCCAGCUUCUUGGAUCAGUUCAAUGGCAAGGAGAAGCUACCAAAGAAGGUUGCUCGAAUGCUCGAAUUGCUGGACAAGCCGGGACUAGAGGACCCGAGCGCUGACACCAAGGACAUGCGACCGCAGCUGAUCGCCGCCUAUGUUCCUAAUGUCGAUGCAGACGGUCAUAAAUAUGGACCUAACAGCACCGAGAUCCAGAAGACCAUAACUCAAGUCGAUACUAUGCUGGAUCAGCUGUUUCAUGGCCUAGAAGAGCGGAAUCUGACCGACAUCGUGAAUGUCAUCAUUGUGUCCGAUCACGGAAUGGCGACAACCGAUGUUUCUCGCAUGAUACAGACGGAUGAUCUCAUUGAUAUGUCCAAGGUCGACCACAUUGAUGGCUGGCCUCUGGUCGGUGUCAGGCCGAAAGACCCAGCCGAUCUGCAGGAACUCUAUGACCAGGCAGCAGAGAAAGGAAAGGAUAACCCCAAUUUCGAGGUCUACCUGAGGGACAAGAAUAUGCCCGAGCGGUAUCACUUUUCUAACAACGAUCGCAUCGCACCUCUUUGGAUCAUUCCCAAGACUGGGUGGGCAAUUGUCACCAAGGAAGAAUUCGACAUCGAGGACGCCAAGACUAAAGGGUUGGUCUAUCAUCCUCGCGGACUGCACGGAUACGACCAUGAACAUCCCUUGAUGAGAGCGAUAUUCAUUGCUCGUGGUCCUGCUUUCCCACAUGAGCCCAAUAGCAGGGUCGAGCCAUUCCAAAACAUCGAGGUUUACAACAUCCUAUGUGACUCUGUAGGUAUGGACCCCAUGCCGAACAAUGGUACCUUACGCCUGCCUCUGAAGACUGUCGGCCUCCAUGAUACCGAGUCAGCCCCCGAGAGGCCAGCCGACCCGGAACCCAGUCCAGCAGCUGCAGAACCAACGACAACAGAAGAUAGCGCGACAGGCGUCAUGACUAUUUCUCCGAUCGAGGCCAGCUCUGCAGCAGAUCCGGAUGAAGGUCCGCCAACUGCCGUUGGUGUUGAUCCCAGUGAACCUCCCCAGGAGCAGUCUCCGGACGAUGGAAACGAAGGCGAAGAGGACGAACCGUCUUUUGACUCCCUUUCGGACUAUUGGGAUUGGCUGACGGGGAAGCUAGAUGAUCUUUGGUCGAAGAUAUCGGGAUCCGACAAGAAGCCAGAGUAA